This is a messenger RNA of Sinocyclocheilus rhinocerous, 3849 nucleotides long. RefSeq names its product tau-tubulin kinase 1-like. Lineage: Eukaryota; Metazoa; Chordata; Actinopteri; Cypriniformes; Cyprinidae. Gene Ontology annotation, molecular function: ATP binding; protein kinase activity. The record is from RefSeq and is a predicted model, not a curated record. The transcript has 15 exons. Bases 109 to 3162 code for a protein of 1017 amino acids. Gene Ontology annotation, biological process: protein phosphorylation.
CUAAAUUUACGUGUUUGGUUGUAGGCCUUCUUUAGAAAACACAGCACAGCUGCCACAAAACUCGCGUUUCAUGUAAAUGGCAGGGUUUGGUAAAGUGCUGGCCAGCCGAUGCAGUGCGUAGGGCCAGGUGUCCAAGGCCACGAAAACAUGAACGGGGCGGGGGAGCAGGUCGACAUCCUGCCCUCCAACUGCUUGGUAAAAGAGCGCUGGAAAGUGCUGAAGAAGAUUGGGGGUGGAGGAUUCGGGGAGAUCUAUGAGGCCUGUGACCUGUUGACACGGGAGAAUGUGGCUCUUAAGGUGGAAUCCGCCCAACAGCCAAAACAAGUGCUAAAGAUGGAGGUUGCUGUGCUAAAGAAACUACAAGGUGAGGAGAUGGAGAGGAUGCGAAUAUAUUUUGUGUCGUUUAUCAUUCUUACAAUUCGAUUUAAACAUUAUGUGGUAAUAUUGUUGCUUCUAAAGUUACUGGCCAGUUUUCGAGAUUGUUCUAUGUACUUGCCAAAAGGGACGUUCAGUAUGAGCACGACUCUACGGUUGGGGAAACAGAUUCUGGAGUCUAUUGAAGCCAUUCACUCUGUGGGCUUCCUGCACAGAGACAUUAAACCUUCUAAUUUUGCCAUGGGCCGAUUGCCGUCUACCUGUAGGAAGUGUUACAUGCUGGACUUUGGUUUGGCACGACAGUACACUAAUACAAAUGGGGAGGUGCGGCCUCCCAGGACAGUGGCUGGGUUCAGAGGGACAGUACGCUACGCUUCCAUUAACGCUCAUAAAAACAAGGAAAUGGGUCGUCAUGAUGAUUUGUGGUCAUUGUUUUAUAUGCUGGUAGAGUUUACUGUUGGACAGUUACCAUGGCGUAAGAUAAAAGAUAAGGAGCAGGUAGGACAGAUUAAAGAGCGCUAUGAGCACAGGAUGCUGUUGAAACACAUGCCUGCUGAGUUUCAUAUCUUCUAUGACCAUGUGCUGGAUUUAGAUUACCACACCAAACCUGAUUAUCAGUUGCUAAUGACAGUAUUUGAGAACAGCAUGAAAGAGAGGGUUAUAACAGAAAAUGAGCCUUAUGACUGGGAAAAAUCUGGAACAGAUACGGCCCUCCCCACCAGCACACACACGCCACCACAACAAAACACACGGCAAACUGCUGCCAUCGUCGGGGUGGUGAAUGUGACGCCGGUACCUGGUGAAUUACCGAGGGAAAACACUGAUGAUGUUCUGCAAGAUGAACACCUGAGUGACCAAGAGAACGCUCCACCUGCUUUGAUACCCAGCAGGCCAAGAGAACCUCCUCCAGCCCCACCUGCUGGUGAAGGAUGGGAUGAAACUGACUUCAACCGUAACAAACUCAGGAUCAGCAUCAGUAAGACACAAGUAGCAGCAGAGGAUGGGGAGGAGCCUGCAGGAGGAGGGAGGUCCGUUUCCCCAGCGAGGGGUGGAGAAGCAGAAGCUCAGGCCCGCCCUCCAAGGUACUGGAGAGUCAAUAGCCCAGAAUCUGACCGCCUGUCUGCUGCAGAGGAUAGAGGCGAUGCCGCAGAUAAACGCUCUCGUUUGGACAUGCUGGGUUCUCCAUCCAGGCAUGUCUACUCUUCCCAGCCUGCUCAAAUGCUCUCUUUAGAAGCUGGACAGGGAGAACGAUUGGCCGGUGGCCACCAUGAUGUCUCUGCAGACGGUGACCAGGAAGCCCACAGCAAUGCCUUCAUCCGCUCAGUGCCGCUGGCUGAGGAGGAGGACUUUGACAGCAGGGAGUGGGUGAUGAUUGACAAAGAAACAGAGUUGAAAGACUUCCAUCCUGGGGCAGAGCCCACCACUUCAGGCACCACGGAUGAGGAACCAGAGGAAUUACGCCCCCUUGAGGACCACGAGGAGAGGAGAAGGAAAGGACAUAUGCAUGGAAUGGGCGGAGCUGAGGCUGUGGUACGACCCAAAACGCAACGUGGGAUGAUGAUGAUUGUAGCAGAGGAGGAGGGGGCAGGACCGAGCCCCGCCCAUUCACCUUGUCACUCGUUGCCUCAUACCUGCCCAAGAAGGAGGGAGUCGGAGCCAUUUGGACCUGAAGGACCGUUGGAGGAGGACAGGCCACACCCACAUCACUCAUUCCCGAGGCCUGCCCAUUUGAGAAGACUGGCGUCGUACGUGUUUUCCUCCGCUACCAUGGACACGGAGCCCUUCCCCCACGACCUCGGGGGAGCGGCCAUUCAGCGCAGCCGCUCGGCUGAAAGCAGCCCCGCCCACCGCCACGCCCAUCGCAGACACAUGCCCCUGUUGCCAGGCAACCCCAGAGCUCGGCAUUCUGUACUAAACCUCCCACGCCUACACAUUCAGCAAAUGCUGGCCAAACUUAUGAACAAGACAAUUGCUGUACUACUGACACAUUCCUCUUUCUCAUCGCUCUUGUGUGUCCACUGCUGUACAUACUGUUGGCUGAGCACUGUCUUUGAGUCUACACGAACUCGCAAAAGCCGACAACAACAGCUGGCUCGUCUCGUCCUGGAGCGUAAACAAACCCACCUGAUUCGUUCUCACUCCGCCUCCUCGCACUCCCCAACACUCUCAACCACUGCAUCUGAAGAUGAAACCCACCAAUCAGACGACUCGGCGAAAGGAGAGAGAGGAGCAGAUGGGAGGAUUAGGAGCAGGAUCCCUCGUCCAGUCACACCUAUCAGGGGGUCAUCUGACCAACUAGGGGGUACGACCCUUCAACAAACCCAGAGAUCUGUGUCUUUCAUUCAAUACAGAACCAAGAGUUCUGUCAAUCCCAGGAUUCAAAAGUCUACAAGUCUGCACACAAAUAUCCAUCAGCAGCCACCUAAACCUCAGCUCCGUCCCUCUAAAACACUUCCACCCCAUCCUCCAUCUUCAGGCCCCUCCCACUCACAGGGAAGUCGGACCGCCACACGUACCAUUACUCGUACCUCAGCACUUAAUGCCACCCGGAGCAUCAGCACCUCUCCUCGGAGCUACGACACCUCUCGCACUGACAGCCCUUCGCCUCAACGCAUUCGCCGACAGCCUGCAGCCAAUGAAACGCAACGAAAGCCCAAACCUUUUUGCCCGUCGCAGUCCAAAUCCAAACCUCAGGAUUCCACCCCCAAAAAGAGCAACACCCACCCAUCAGCCUCAUCGCAAACGGCAAAGAAAGAUUCAAUGGAAUCAAAGACUAAAACAAGAUAAUUAAGACAUUUCUGCAGGUGAUCUUCAUCCUCAGCAUCAUCAUCACAAUCACUCUUUGAAUCAUCAGUGUUGGACUGUACUUCUCAUUAAACACAACAAACUCAACCAAACAAUCUGGAUGGACGUGUUCGUUAUCCAGCCAAGUGACUGCAGCAGCUACAAAAUACCUCUAAUGAGGAGAAACUCUGACAUUUACACACACACAGAGAGUUGUCUUUAAUGAAGUGUGUUGGACAGAUGAACACACCUCAUAUGCCUUAAACCUGCAAAGGAAAUAAUUGCUGCCAUCACAACAAAGCUUCCACAGACUCUACCCUCCUGUUCACGGCACAAAUGCCACUAUCAUGUUCAAUAAUACAACCAAUCUCAUUGUACACAUUAGAAUCGGAUUCUACUGCAACUUUAAAGCUUUUAAAUACAUUACACUACAUGCUAUUUAUUUGAAUUGAAUAUCACUUCCAAAACACAUUUUUGACCAACAUCACAAUAUCAGAAUCGGGGAAAAAUAGCUUUAUCGAAACUUACAAAAACCGAAUAUGUUUCAAAAGUCCCAAAUGUACUGAUUACUCAACUAGCUGGCGUUUGGGACAGACUUUUUCUAUCAACUUCUGCCGUCAAUUUGUGUGUGCUAAAAUUUGUAUUUAUCUCAAAAAAUAAUAAUAAUAGUCAUUUGCACCAAAACUCUGU